AUGAUACUAUUCUCAAAAUUAAGAAAUGGUCGUUUUUUUUCGAAUUUUUCCAGAAUUUCUAGAGAAAUUGAUAUUGAUGAGAUAACUUAUCAUUUUGUACCUGAAUUAGACCAAGAACCACCUCGUUUAUAUAGAAUUCUAGCAGCAACAGUGCUUUUAAGAUCGCCUGUUAUUACUGAAGAGAAAACGCCUUUUGAAAAGGCUUAUUAUGCAUAUCAAAGACAAUUAAAUGAAAGAUUAGCUGCGCCCUUUCCAGUAGAUUUUUAUUUUAAAAAAGGAUCUUUAGCAGAAAAGAAAUGGUUUGAUAAUGAAGCAAACAAAGCUAAAGCAGAGUUUCUUUCUGAUAAUAUAUAUUCUGAGUUGCAAGACGAAAAAGCAGAUAUUGCUUUGCCUCGUGAAACAGAGGCAGACCGUAGAGGAGAUUUACGUAGCUUGGAAAGAAAAUUAGAUAAAACACUUUAUCUUCUUGUGAAGAAACCUAGAGAAGAACAUUGUUGGCAAUUUCCUCAGGGCGUAGUAACAGAUGAUGAUUUCUUACAUACUGCAGCUGAACGAUCGUUGUAUGAGGUUUGUGGGAAUAACAUGAAUGUUUGGUAUGUUGGCCAUGUGCCUAUUGGUAAUGGUAAAUAUAAAUAUCCAAAAGGUUAUAGUGAUAAAUUUUAUGGUGCUAAAAUAUUUUUUAUGAAAGCUCGAGUAAUGGCUGGACAAGUUAAACCAGAUGGUAAAACAGUUGUUGACUGGCUUUGGGUUACAAAAGAUGAAAUAAAACAAUAUGUUUCGAAACCCUACUGGAAUUCUAUCCAAGCUAUGCUUUAAUACGCUUAUUUAACUUUAUGAUUUCCUUUAUUUGUAAUAUUUUU
This is a messenger RNA of Pneumocystis murina B123, 860 nucleotides long. RefSeq lists its product as hypothetical. The record is from RefSeq and is a predicted model, not a curated record. The coding region runs from base 1 to 816 and encodes 271 amino acids. Gene Ontology annotation, molecular function: structural constituent of ribosome. Lineage: Eukaryota; Fungi; Ascomycota; Pneumocystomycetes; Pneumocystales; Pneumocystaceae. Gene Ontology annotation, cellular component: mitochondrial large ribosomal subunit. The transcript has 3 exons.